Hibiscus syriacus is the source of this 2336-nucleotide messenger RNA. RefSeq names its product mitogen-activated protein kinase kinase kinase 5-like. Gene Ontology annotation, molecular function: ATP binding; protein kinase activity. The record is from RefSeq and is a predicted model, not a curated record. Bases 105 to 2141 code for a protein of 678 amino acids. The transcript has 11 exons. Lineage: Eukaryota; Viridiplantae; Streptophyta; Magnoliopsida; Malvales; Malvaceae. Gene Ontology annotation, biological process: protein phosphorylation.
UAUCCCCCGCGCAAUGCUUUUGUUAUCCGUGGAUUUUCAUACCCUUAUUUUUUUCAUUUCGAAUUCGAAUCAUUUCUCCUGAUUUUUCAGAAUGAUUUCUAGCCAUGCGUUGGUUUCAGAAUAUUUCCUUUUCGUCUUCGUCUGCGUCUGCGUCUUCGUCCCCCUCCUCGUCGAGGAAACAUACUGAAGAUAAGAAUAACCAGGGCAAUCAACGUCCCAGAUCUCGUUACUACUUGGGAUUUCGCAUUGCCACUAAUAGGUUUAGAAGGCAAAGGGAGCCAAAGAGUCUAAGCGACCAGGAGGUUCAUCAUCAGAACGAGGAAGCGGUGGUUUCGCAGCACUCCGGUGGUGGUAGCGAUGCUCCGUUGUCUCCUCCGCGGGCUUCGAAGUCAUCGACGUCGUCUUCUUCGUCGGCCUUAGCUGUGCCGUUGCCGCUUCCGCUUCCGCUUCCAGAUGGAGACGGAGAGCAUAGGUUUCCGUCGCCGAGGGAGGCUGGGCAUUGUAAACAUUUAGAGGAUAGAGAUGUAGAAAAAACAGAUGAAACUAAUCCUUUGGUUUCAAGUGGGCUUGCAAGUGCUCCGACGAGUCAGAUUGUGAGUCCUGCUGCUACCCCUACCCCUCAAAGAAUGAGUGUUGCCGAUGUGUUUCCGCGUUACAUGGCUCCUACAGGUAAUCAAGUUUGGUCCGCCCCGGAGAUUACCGGAUUAGAUGUUGCAGGGCUUCCUCCACGAAAAUCCCAUGAAUACAAUGCAUUUACCUCCGAUAGUACUUCACUUCACAGUCCACCGAAUCGGAGUUCCCCUCGAAGGAGUAGUUAUAGAAGCCAAAGUGGACCUCCUUCGCCUAUACAUCCGAAUCGGUUGUCACUUGAGACUGCUGACAUCUCAUCGCUGCGACUUGAAAGUAAUGGCCCUAUCUCUGUUCCUUUACCUCUUCCUCCAGGAGCAGGAUUGGCUUCCACACCAGCCUCCAUGCCCCAUGUUGCUCAUAAACCAGAGUCUUUGCCGAUAAAUUCUCGAUGGCAAAAGGGCAAACUUAUUGGUCGUGGUACAUUUGGAAGUGUUUAUGUUGCCAGUAACAGAGAAACUGGAGCUUUAUGUGCAAUGAAGGAAGUUGACAUAUUUCCAGAUGACCCAAAAUCUGCAGAGUGUAUAAAGCAACUGGAGCAGGAGAUCAAGGUUCUUAGCCAGCUCAAGCAUCCAAAUAUAGUACAGUAUUAUGGUAGUGAAAUAGUGGAAGACAAGUUCUAUAUAUAUUUGGAGUAUGUUCAUCCUGGUUCAAUUAAUAAAUAUGUUCGAGACCAUUGUGGUGCCAUAACUGAAUCUGUUGUUCGCAACUUUACUCGCCAUAUUCUUUCUGGGUUGGCUUACCUGCACAGCACAAAGACAAUCCACAGGGAUAUAAAAGGAGCUAAUUUGCUAGUUGAUGCAUCUGGAGUUGUCAAGCUUGCUGACUUUGGGAUGUCCAAACAUCUUUCUGGACAAAUAGCUGAUCUAUCUUUGAAGGGAAGCCCUUACUGGAUGGCUCCAGAGCUCAUGCAAGCAGUGAUGCAGAAAGAUAACAGUUCCGAGCUUGCUCUAGCUGUUGAUAUUUGGAGUUUGGGCUGUACAAUUAUCGAGAUGUUCACUGGUAAAGCCCCAUGGAGUGAGUAUGAAGGGGCUGCCGCUAUGUUUAAAGUGAUGCGAGAUACUCCUCUCGCACCUGAAACAUUAUCAUCUGAGGGGAAGGAUUUCCUGUGUUGCUGUUUCAAAAGAAAUCCUGCAGAGAGACCAUCUGCAAGCGUGUUACUCGAGCACCGAUUUGUUAAAAGCCCACAACAGUCGGCUGGCUCAUCAAGCGCCUCAUCCUAUAAUGGGAUAAAAUUCAUAGAUGCUCCCCUUGGUCCAGGUGAGCGAUCUGAAUUUAAAUUGGCUCAAUUACCGGUGCAACCAAGCUUGCAAUGUUCAAAACCUGUGACGCCUGACGGUGAGACUGCACAACGAUAUCAUUACAAGCAUUGUGAUGUAACAGUGGCACCCCGUUGUUCUCCUCGUUCAACCCCUGAGGUUCCACCUAGUUUGAAUUCCCCAUCAUCCAGCACUUAUGGUACCGUUAAUAGAUCUAACAAUCAGGAGUGUAGGACGAACCAUAUGUUCGGAUAACAUCGAAGAAACGAAGAAAGGCUGUGUAUUAUUUUCAAGGCUUCUCUGAUCAGGCAGCUUCAAGCAUUGCAUUGGAGACCAAAAACGAAGAAUGUGGUCCGAUGUGUAACCGUGGAGAACCAAGCCUCCCUACCUGAUCGAUAUCUUCAAUGCCUUAUCAUCGAAGUUUCCGAUGCCGUUUCAUCAUGGAAGCAU